AUGGAGCAAUCCUACCUGUCCUCCCCAGCGGAGGCACUGGGGCAUUUCAAUGUCUCACAGCACGCUGGUCUAUCGCAAGACCAGGUCUCGAAAUCGAGGCAGAAGUAUGGUCCGAAUGCUCUUGCGGAAGAACCCCCGACUCCUCUCUGGGAGCUGGUGCUGGAACAAUUCAAGGAUCAGAUGGUUCUCAUUCUUCUGGGCUCCGCUGCUGUGUCUUUCGUCUUGGCCCUCUUUGAAGAGGAGGGCGAUUGGACUGCGUUCGUUGACCCUGCCGUGAUCUUGACUAUCUUAAUCCUCAACUCGAUCGUUGGUGUUACCCAGGAGAGCAGUGCUGAAAAGGCUAUUGCGGCUCUGCAACAAUAUUCGGCAAACGAAGCUACGGUGGUUCGCGAUGGCAAAACCCAGCGUGUCAAAGCAGAGGACUUGGUUCCCGGCGACGUGAUUCACGUCGCCGUCGGUGAUUGUGUACCCGCGGACUGUCGUCUGAUUGCUAUCCACAGCAACAGUUUCCGAGUCGACCAGGCCAUCCUGACGGGUGAGAGUGAGAGCGUCGCCAAAGACACCCGACUGGUAUCCGACAAGCAGGCGGUCAAGCAGGAUCAAAUCAACAUGCUCUUCUCGGGAACUACGGUGGUCAAUGGGCACGCAACGGCUCUGGUCGUCCUGACUGGAGGAUCGACCGCCAUUGGUGAUAUCCAUGAGAGCAUCACGUCCCAAAUCUCGGAACCGACUCCCUUGAAGCAGAAACUCAACGACUUUGGCGACAUGCUUGCUAAGGUGAUCACGGUUAUUUGUGUCUUGGUCUGGGUGAUUAACAUCGAGCACUUCAACGACCCAUCCCACGGUGGUUGGACUAAGGGCGCGAUCUAUUACCUCAAGAUCGCUGUCUCCCUGGGCGUCGCGGCCAUCCCGGAAGGCUUGGCGGUGGUAAUCACUACUUGUCUCGCUCUCGGUACCCGCAAGAUGGCCCAGAAGAACGCCGUCGUCCGAUCUCUUCCCUCUGUGGAAACCCUGGGUAGCUGCAGUGUAAUUUGCUCUGACAAGACGGGAACCCUUACCACCAACCAGAUGAGCGCGGAGAAGAUGGUCUAUCUGAACAAGGCUGGUAACGGCGUGGAGGAGAUCGAUGUGGAAGGUACUACUUUCGCGCCUGAGGGCAAGCUGUCGCAGAGCGGCAAACCUGUGCAAAAUCUCGCGGUCUCUUCGUCGACGGUGCGACAAAUGGCUGAAGUCAUGGCCCGUUGUAACAGUGCGACUCUCGCUCACGACGCCAAGAGCGGCGUGUUCUCGUGUAUUGGUGAACCCACCGAAGGCGCUCUGCGGGCCUUGGUUGAAAAGGUUGGAACCGAUGAUGCUGCUACGAACGCCAAACUGUUCGGUUUGCCGACUUCCCAGAGGCUCCAUGCCUCGAGUGCUUACUAUGAAUCCCGCCUGCCAUUGAAAGCAACCUAUGAAUUCUCCCGCGAUCGUAAGAGUAUGUCGGUUCUCAUCGGCAGCGACAAGCAGCAAAGGCUCCUGGUCAAGGGUGCCCCCGAGUCCAUUCUCGAGCGUUGCUCCCAUGUGGUUCUGGGAUCUGACGGACCUCGCGUGCCUAUCUCCAAAGAUCACGUCAAGCUGCUCUCCGAGGAAAUCGUGGAAUACGGAAACCGUGGUCUCCGCGUGAUGGCCCUGGCUAACGUGGACGAUCUCCCGGCCAAUCCCCUCCUCCAGAAGGCUCAAACCCCCGAUGAAUAUCUUCAACUGGAGCAGAACAUGACUCUUGUUGGUCUCGUUGCUAUGUUGGAUCCCCCCCGCGUUGAAGUGGCCGACUCGAUCGAGAAGUGCCGGGAAGCAGGCAUCCGGGUGAUUGUCAUUACUGGUGACAGCCGAAACACCGCCGAGUCCGUGUGCCGCCAGAUUGGUGUAUUCGCCGAGGGUGAGGAUCUGACUGGCAAGAGCUACACGGGCAGAGAGUUCGACGGACUUUCGGAAGGUGAGAAACUUGAGGCCGUCAAACGUGCAUCCCUGUUUUCGCGCACCGAGCCUAGUCACAAAUCUAGACUCGUUGAUCUCCUUCAGUCUCUGGGCCACGUGGUUGCGAUGACUGGUGACGGUGUGAACGAUGCUCCUGCUUUGAAGAAAUCGGAUAUUGGCGUUGCUAUGGGCACGGGAACCGACGUGGCCAAGCUCGCCGCCGAUAUGGUUUUGGCCGAUGACAACUUCGCUACCAUCACCAUCGCCGUCGAGGAGGGUCGGUCGAUUUACAGCAACACCCAGCAGUUUAUCCGUUAUUUGAUCUCGUCCAACAUCGGUGAAGUUGUUUCUAUCUUCUUGACUGCUGCCUUGGGCAUGCCCGAAGCUCUGGUCCCCGUCCAGCUCCUCUGGGUCAAUUUGGUCACCGAUGGUCUUCCCGCCACAGCUCUGUCGUUCAACCCUCCCGACCAUGAUGUGAUGAGACGCCCUCCUCGCAAACGCGACGAGCCCCUGGUUGGCGGCUGGUUACUGUUCAGAUAUUUGGUCAUCGGUACCUAUGUCGGUGCCGCUACGGUCUUUGGCUACGUGUGGUGGUUCCUGUACAACCCCGAGGGACCUCAGAUUACUUUCUCGCAGCUGUCUCACUUCCACAACUGCUCCGCCCAGUUCCCUGAAAUCGGUUGUGAGAUGUUCUCGAACGACAUGUCCCGCUCUGCCUCCACCGUGUCGUUGUCAAUCCUGGUCGUGAUCGAGAUGCUGAACGCCAUGAAUGCGCUCUCAUCCAGCGAAUCCCUUCUGACCUUUGCUCUCUGGAACAAUCUGAUGCUAGUCUAUGCCAUCAUUCUCUCGAUGGCUUUGCACUUUGCUAUUCUGUACAUUCCGUUCCUACAGGGACUGUUCGCAAUCCUCCCCUUGGAUUGGAUCGAGUGGAAGGCCGUGCUAGCCAUUAGCGCCCCCGUGAUCAUCAUUGACGAAGCUCUCAAGUUCGUUGAGCGCCGCUUGUAUAAAGUCCCUGCGAAGGCUGGUGGACACCAAAACGGUGCCGCCUCUAAGCCCAAGAGGGCGUAA
Aspergillus melleus is the source of this 3021-nucleotide messenger RNA. Its product is annotated as calcium-transporting ATPase. The transcript has 5 exons. Gene Ontology annotation, biological process: intracellular calcium ion homeostasis; calcium ion transmembrane transport. Gene Ontology annotation, molecular function: ATP hydrolysis activity; ATP binding; P-type calcium transporter activity. The coding region runs from base 1 to 3021 and encodes 1006 amino acids. Gene Ontology annotation, cellular component: membrane. NCBI's taxonomy places the organism in Eukaryota, Fungi, Ascomycota, Eurotiomycetes, Eurotiales, Aspergillaceae. The record is from RefSeq and is a predicted model, not a curated record.